Messenger RNA from Nannospalax galili (Upper Galilee mountains blind mole rat), 8498 nucleotides. RefSeq names its product thyroid hormone receptor interactor 12 (gene Trip12). Gene Ontology annotation, biological process: DNA damage response; protein polyubiquitination; proteasome-mediated ubiquitin-dependent protein catabolic process. The coding region runs from base 453 to 6653 and encodes 2066 amino acids. The record is from RefSeq and is a predicted model, not a curated record. Gene Ontology annotation, cellular component: nuclear speck. NCBI's taxonomy places the organism in Eukaryota, Metazoa, Chordata, Mammalia, Rodentia, Spalacidae. Gene Ontology annotation, molecular function: ubiquitin protein ligase activity; zinc ion binding. The transcript has 42 exons.
UUCCUGCUGGCGCGGAGGGGCGGGGGUGACCCUAGCGGAGGGAUACGGAGCGGAGCCCCGUCGGCCCCUUCCUGGUCCUUCGGAGGGGUCGGCAGCAGACGGGGUAGCUCGCAAGCUCGCGCUGGGCGCUCGGGACGAAGCAGCGGGGUGAUGGGCCGCUUGUAGCCGCCGGGGCCGCCGCACUACCAGCCCGCAGGCCGCAUCCGCAGGGAAAGUAGUCCCCAGCGGGCUCGCUCGGGCGGGCAGGGAGGCGGCGCGGGCGGAGGCGCACGGCGGCGCGGUGCUGCGGCUCAGCUGAUAAUUGAAGGGACGAGGAGCCGUCGCCGCCGCCGGGGGGGAGGGGGGAGCCAGUGGAAGUUGCCGCGCCACCGAGUCCGGACCGGAGACUUUGGGGCCUAACUAGUGAAUGGUAGUGUCUAGAAAGGGUAUGUCCCUUCAAGAGAGAGGUGCCAAUGUCCAACCGGCCUAAUAACAAUCCAGGGGGGUCACUGCGACGUUCACAGAGGAACACUGCCGGGGCCCAACCACAAGACGACUCGAUAGGAGGAAGGUCACAUUUAGGGCAGGCAAAACACAAGGGAAAUAUCCCUCCUGAGAGUAGAAAAUCUAAUUCUAAGGCACCCAAAGCACAGUCUAACACUACUGAACUGUCAAGGGGACACCUUUCUAAAAGAAGCUGCAGUUCAUCAUCUGCUGUCAUAGUUCCGCAGCCAGAGGAUCCAGACAGAGCCAAUACUUCAGAAAGGCAGAAAACGGGGCAGGUGCCUAAGAAAGACAAUUCUCGAGGAGUGAAACGCAGUGCUAGUCCAGACUACAACAGGACCAAUUCUCCUAGCUCUGCAAAAAAGCCCAGAGCACUUCAGCAUUUUGAGUCUCUCUCAGAAACAAAUAAGCCACAUAGUAAGUCAAAGAAGAGACAUUUAGACCAGGAACAACUGAAAUCUGCACAAUUGCCAUCAACAAGCAAGGCUCACACCAGAAAGAGUGGGGCCGCUGGUAGUUCACGGAGUCAGAAAAGAAAGAGGACAGAGAUUUCUUGUGUGAAGAGUGGUUCUGGGUCCGAAUCAACUGGUGCCGAAGAGAGAUCUGCAAAACCCACCAAGCUGGCUUCAAAAUCGGCCACCUCAGCCAAAGCUGGGUGUAGCACCAUCACUGAUUCUUCUUCUGCUGCCUCUACUUCCUCCUCAUCUUCUGCUGUAGCCUCGGCCUCUUCGACUGUACCACCAGGUGCCAGGGUGAAACAAGGAAAAGACCAGAACAAGGCCAGGCGUUCCCGUUCGGCGUCCAGUCCUAGUCCCAGAAGAAGUAGCAGGGAGAAGGAACAGAGUAAAACUGGUGGCUCUUCAAAAUUUGAUUGGGCUGCUCGUUUCAGCCCUAAAGUUAGCCUACCUAAAACAAAACUGUCUCUUCCAGGGUCUUCUAAGUCAGAGACAUCAAAACCUGGACCUUCUGGAUUACAGGCCAAAUUAGCAAGUUUAAGAAAAUCUACCAAGAAGCGCAGUGAGUCCCCACCUGCUGAGCUCCCCAGUUUGAGGAGGAGCACACGCCAAAAGACCACGGGCUCCUGUGCUAGUACCAGUCGGCGAGGCUCUGGCCUGGGCAAGAGAGGAGCAGCUGAGGCCCGGCGGCAGGAGAAAAUGGCAGACCCUGAAAGCAACCAGGAGACAGUGAAUUCUUCAGCUGCCAGGACAGAUGAAACUCCCCAAGGAGCUGCAGCCUCUAGUUCUGUUGCAGGGGCUGUUGGCAUGACCACCUCUGGGGAGAGUGAAUCGGAUGAUUCUGAGAUGGGACGAUUGCAAGCUCUGUUAGAGGCCAGGGGUCUUCCUCCUCACCUGUUUGGUCCUCUUGGUCCUCGGAUGUCACAACUUUUCCAUAGAACAAUUGGAAGCGGAGCUAGUUCUAAGGCCCAGCAGCUUCUGCAAGGACUACAAGCCAGUGAUGAGAGUCAACAGCUUCAGGCGGUCAUUGAAAUGUGUCAGCUAUUGGUCAUGGGAAAUGAGGAAACACUGGGAGGGUUUCCUGUGAAGAGUGUUGUUCCAGCUUUGAUAACAUUACUGCAGAUGGAACAUAAUUUUGAUAUUAUGAAUCAUGCUUGCCGAGCCUUAACAUACAUGAUGGAAGCACUUCCACGAUCAUCUGCUGUUGUAGUCGAUGCUAUUCCGGUCUUUCUAGAAAAGUUGCAGGUGAUUCAGUGCAUUGAUGUGGCAGAGCAGGCCUUGACUGCCUUGGAAAUGUUGUCUCGGCGACACAGUAAAGCCAUUCUACAGGCGGGUGGUUUGGCAGACUGCUUGCUGUAUCUAGAAUUCUUCAGCAUAAAUGCCCAAAGAAAUGCACUAGCAAUUGCAGCCAAUUGCUGCCAGAGUAUCACACCAGAUGAGUUUCAUUUUGUGGCAGAUUCCCUCCCAUUGCUUACCCAAAGGCUCACUCACCAGGACAAAAAGUCAGUAGAAAGCACUUGCCUUUGUUUUGCACGUCUAGUGGACAACUUUCAACAUGAGGAGAAUUUACUGCAGCAGGUUGCCUCCAAAGAUCUUCUUACAAAUGUUCAACAACUCUUGGUAGUGACUCCACCAAUUUUAAGUUCUGGGAUGUUUAUAAUGGUGGUUCGCAUGUUUUCUCUGAUGUGUUCCAACUGCCCAACAUUAGCUGUUCAACUUAUGAAACAAAAUAUUGCAGAAACACUUCACUUCCUCCUGUGUGGUGCCUCCAAUGGAAGUUGUCAGGAACAGAUUGAUCUUGUUCCACGAAGUCCUCAAGAACUGUAUGAAUUGACAUCUCUAAUUUGUGAACUUAUGCCAUGUUUACCAAAAGAAGGCAUUUUUGCAGUUGAUACCAUGUUGAAGAAGGGAAAUGCACAGAACACAGAUGGUGCCAUAUGGCAGUGGCGUGAUGACCGGGGCCUCUGGCAUCCCUAUAACAGGAUUGACAGCCGGAUCAUUGAGGUAGCAGCCCAUCAGGUCGGUGAGGAUGAGAUAAGCUUGUCCACUCUGGGACGAGUUUAUACUAUUGAUUUUAAUUCUAUGCAGCAAAUCAAUGAGGACACGGGAACAGCACGUGCCAUUCAGAGAAAACCUAACCCCUUAGCCAAUACUAACACUAGUGGAUAUUCAGAAUUAAAGAAGGAUGAUGCUCGAGCACAACUAAUGAAAGAGGAUCCAGACCUGGCUAAGUCUUUUAUCAAGACAUUAUUUGGUGUUCUUUAUGAAGUGUAUAGUUCCUCAGCAGGACCUGCAGUCAGACAUAAGUGCCUUAGAGCAAUUCUUAGGAUAAUUUAUUUUGCUGAUGCGGAACUUCUGAAGGAUGUUCUGAAAAAUCAUGCUGUUUCAAGUCACAUUGCUUCCAUGCUAUCAAGCCAAGACCUGAAGAUAGUAGUUGGGGCACUUCAGAUGGCAGAGAUCUUAAUGCAAAAGUUACCCGAUAUUUUUAGUGUUUACUUCAGAAGAGAAGGUGUGAUGCAUCAAGUAAAACAUUUAGCAGAAUCAGAGUCUUUGUUGACAAGUCCACCAAAGGCGUGUACAAAUGGGUCAGGAUCCUUGGGAUCUACAACAUCAGUCAGCAGUGGGACAGCCACAGCUGCAACCAACGCCACUGCUGAUCUGGGGUCACCCAGCUUGCAGCAUAGCAGAGAUGAUUCUCUGGACCUGAGCCCUCAAGGUCGGUUAAGUGAUGUUCUUAAGAGAAAACGGCUGCCAAAACGGGGGCCAAGAAGACCCAAGUACUCGCCCCCGAGAGAUGAUGACAAAGUAGACAAUCCAGCUAAAAGCCCUACCACUACUCAGUCACCUAAAUCUUCCUUCCUGGCAAGCUUGAAUCCAAAAACAUGGGGAAGGUUAAGUGCACAGUCAAAUAGCAACAACAUUGAGCCGGCACGAACUGCGGGAGUUAGUGGUCUUGCCAGGGCUGCCUCAAAGGACACCAUAUCAAAUAAUAGAGAAAAAAUUAAAGGUUGGAUUAAGGAGCAGGCACACAAAUUUGUAGAGCGUUAUUUUAGUUCUGAGAAUAUGGAUGGAAGCAACCCUGCCUUGAAUGUCCUUCAGAGACUUUGUGCUGCAACUGAACAACUCAACCUCCAGGUGGAUGGUGGAGCUGAGUGCCUUGUAGAAAUCCGUAGCAUAGUCUCAGAGUCUGAUGUUUCAUCAUUUGAAAUCCAACAUAGUGGAUUUGUGAAACAGUUGUUGCUGUAUUUGACCUCUAAAAGUGAAAAGGAUGCUGUGAGCAGAGAGAUCCGAUUAAAACGAUUCCUACAUGUAUUUUUUUCUUCUCCACUUCCUGGAGAAGAGCCCAUUGGAAGAGUAGAACCAGUGGGCAAUGCACCUUUGUUGGCAUUAGUUCACAAGAUGAACAACUGCCUCAGCCAAAUGGAACAAUUUCCAGUCAAAGUGCAUGAUUUCCCUAGUGGAAAUGGGACUGGAGGCAGCUUUUCUCUCAACAGAGGAUCACAAGCUUUAAAAUUUUUCAACACACAUCAGCUAAAAUGUCAGUUACAAAGACAUCCAGACUGUGCAAAUGUGAAGCAGUGGAAAGGUGGGCCUGUCAAGAUCGACCCCCUGGCUUUGGUACAAGCUAUUGAGAGAUAUCUUGUGGUUAGAGGGUAUGGAAGAGUCAGAGAAGAUGAUGAAGAUAGUGAUGAUGAUGGAUCAGAUGAAGAAAUAGAUGAAUCUCUGGCUGCUCAGUUUUUAAAUUCAGGAAAUGUAAGACACAGGCUACAGUUUUAUAUUGGAGAACAUUUGCUACCCUAUAACAUGACUGUGUACCAGGCAGUACGGCAGUUCAGUAUACAGGCUGAAGAUGAGAGAGAAUCUACUGAUGAUGAGAGUAAUCCUCUUGGAAGAGCUGGCAUUUGGACAAAGACUCACACAAUAUGGUACAAACCUGUGAGAGAGGAAGAAGAAAGCAGUAAAGACUCUGUCGGUGGCAAAAGAGGAAGAGCCCAAACAGCUCCUACAAAAACUUCCCCCAGAAAUGCAAAAAAGCAUGAUGAGUUGUGGCAUGAUGGAGUAUGCCCAUCAGUGUCAAAUCCAUUAGAAGUUUACCUCAUUUCCACACCACCUGAAAAUAUCACCUUUGAAGAUCCAUCCUUAGACGUGAUCCUCCUUUUAAGAGUUUUACACGCCGUCAGUCGUUACUGGUAUUAUUUGUAUGAUAAUGCAAUGUGCAAGGAGAUUAUUCCAACUAGUGAAUUUAUUAAUAGUAAGUUGACAGCAAAAGCAAAUAGGCAGCUUCAAGAUCCUUUAGUAAUCAUGACAGGAAACAUCCCAACAUGGCUUACUGAGCUAGGAAAAACCUGCCCAUUCUUCUUUCCUUUUGAUACCCGACAAAUGCUUUUUUAUGUAACUGCAUUUGAUCGGGACCGGGCAAUGCAAAGAUUGCUUGAUACCAACCCAGAAAUUAACCAAUCUGAUUCACAAGAUAGUAGAGUUGCACCUAGAUUGGAUAGAAAAAAACGCACUGUGAACAGAGAGGAGCUGCUGAAACAGGCGGAGUCUGUGAUGCAGGACCUGGGCAGCUCCCGGGCCAUGUUAGAAAUCCAGUAUGAAAAUGAGGUUGGUACAGGUCUUGGGCCAACACUGGAGUUUUAUGCACUUGUAUCUCAGGAACUACAGAGAGCUGACUUGGGUCUCUGGAGAGGUGAAGAAGUAACACUUAGCAAUCCAAAAGGAAGCCAAGAAGGGACCAAGUAUAUUCAAAACCUCCAGGGCCUGUUUGCGCUUCCCUUUGGUAGGACAGCUAAGCCAGCUCAUAUCGCAAAGGUUAAGAUGAAGUUUCGCUUCUUAGGAAAAUUAAUGGCUAAGGCUAUCAUGGAUUUCAGAUUGGUGGACCUUCCCCUUGGCUUGCCUUUUUAUAAGUGGAUGCUGCGGCAGGAAACUUCACUGACAUCUCACGAUUUAUUUGACAUCGAUCCUGUUGUAGCCAGAUCAGUAUAUCACCUAGAAGACAUUGUAAGACAGAAGAAAAGACUGGAGCAGGAUAAAUCGCAGACCAAAGAGAGCCUACAGUAUGCAUUAGAAACCCUUACUAUGAAUGGCUGUUCAGUUGAAGAUCUAGGAUUGGAUUUCACGCUGCCAGGGUUUCCCAACAUCGAACUGAAGAAAGGAGGAAAGGAUAUACCAGUCACUAUCCACAACUUAGAGGAGUAUCUAAGACUGGUAAUAUUCUGGGCUCUAAAUGAAGGUGUUUCCAGGCAAUUUGAUUCUUUCAGAGAUGGAUUUGAAUCAGUUUUCCCCCUUAGUCACCUGCAGUACUUCUACCCAGAAGAAUUGGAUCAGCUCCUGUGUGGCAGUAAAGCAGACACUUGGGAUGCAAAGACAUUGAUGGAAUGCUGCAGGCCUGAUCAUGGUUAUACUCACGACAGCCGGGCUGUGAAGUUUUUGUUUGAGAUUCUCAGUAGUUUUGAUAACGAGCAGCAACGGUUAUUUCUCCAGUUUGUGACUGGUAGCCCACGAUUGCCUGUUGGAGGAUUUCGAAGUCUCAAUCCACCCCUGACAAUUGUUCGGAAGACAUUUGAAUCAACAGAAAACCCAGAUGACUUCUUACCCUCUGUAAUGACUUGUGUGAACUAUCUUAAGUUGCCGGACUACUCAAGCAUUGAAAUAAUGCGGGACAAACUCUUGAUAGCAGCAAGAGAAGGGCAGCAGUCGUUCCAUCUUUCCUGAUCACGAGAAGUCUGUGUCUGCCUGAUACAGCAAAAGAAAAAAAAAAAUCAUGAUUUCUUUUCUAAUGUAUCACCUGAGUCGAGGAAACAUGUUACGCCUUCUCAUAGGAAAACGGCUUGCAGAUUAUAAGAGACACUUGGUUGAUAUUCAUAAUGGCCCCAUGGACUUAAAGUGAUCAGGCCCUAAAAUGUUCUUGUGAUGAGGUUUCUUUAGCAAGUUCUUGUUUAAAUUAUCAUUUAUUUGAUGAGUGAAGUUUUUAACUUGCUUUGCUGUGUGAAAUUUCAAAGGGAUGUUUUUUCAGGCUGGAACAAUAAAUGUCUCUGUGCAGUUUAAUUCUGGGCUUUGUGUAUCCAUCGAGCUAAGUCUGCAGUUUUGUUUCCUCCAAAGACAACUCUUGUACAUAAGUACAGAAAUUGAAGCUCACGUGUACUUGACAGCUAUAGUUUAGUAGAUGGGCUCUAUGUGCUUUCCAUUUCCCUCUAAUUUUCUUUCCCCACCUCACUGUUGCUUGUGCAGUUCACAUGGGUUUGUUUGGGUUUUUUGGUGUACAACACACAGUUUGCCAUUUUCAGUAGCCAGGGGCCUUUGAUGUCUCAUGUUCUUUCAAAUUAAGAUAUAAUUUAAAACUCAUUGAAUUGAAAUAUAUUGUCAAUAUAAUUCAGCCUUUGUAAUUAGGUAGGUAGGCUUUUCUUAUAGCUUAGUUUUAAUAUAGUUAUAGAGCACUCCUGGCUUUUUGCCAAGUGACACUAGGUUUGUUUACAUGAUAUUUCCAGCAACAAAAGCCUCUGGAAUGGAGGAAGGAAAGCUCAUUCUUUAUGUGUGUAGGUUUAACAGUCCACAGCUUGGGCUGGCCAGUAUUUAUUCCAUGGCCAGAGUAUUUUAAAUUGAUGUAAAGUUUUAAGUAAAUUAGCUUUCAUUCCCUGUUAGAAUUUUUGUUUGUUUGUUUUUUUUUUUUUUUUUUUUAAUCUCCCUUGAAGUUUCCACUCUCAGUUCUCAGUCUUUAUUUCAUUCUGCUCCAUCUAGUUACUUGGGACAACAGUUCAGCCUUUGUCUCCACACAGAUAAAAGCACCUGCAAGCAAUGCUGUCCAUUUGUUUUAUGUGCUGAUUUCUCAGAUCUGCAAUAAUCCAUCAGGUUAAUGUUUUUACCUGAAAAUAAAAGUUUGCUUCACCUUUUUGUUCCUAGUUCUGUGCUGUCCACAUGUCCACCUGCAUAGACAAGCUGUUGUAUUGCAAUGCAAGUAAGUCAUCAGCCAUUCAUGAUGCCAGCCAUGACAGACCUCACUGUUACACAAGUUGUUUUUACUUGAAGAAAAUAAAAUGUGGAAAGAAAAUGGGAGAAGAUUCAUUCCUUUUGAGGUUCAAAACUGCUUAAAUUUGAAUUUCCCUUGAGAAUGAGGUACACCAUUUUUAACUUGAACUUUGAGAAAUCAAUUUCACUUUGAAAGACUUACUUGACAUAGAGCCCUCUUCCCUAUCCUAUCAUAUAGAAGAAGCAUAUAAUGGCUUAGUUCACUUACAAAACUGUCAUUUUAGACUUUCCCUGCUGACAGGAAACUUGGAUGGUGAGCCCAUCCAAUGGGGAGGAGUUGGGAGCAGGGAGUCUAGGCCCUGAGGCUCAUGAAUGGCAGUCAGCUUUGCAACUCUACCCUGAGGCCAGAAGAGCUGAGCCCCUUUGUUUCCUUUGUUUCCUUUGUUUCUGGUUCUGUUGUUUUACAAACUGAGCACAAAGAUUUUUGUGUGAAUAUAGCAUUUUGUUCCUCACUUUUUAAAGACCUGUUAAAAUGUAGACAUCUGUAUAAACAAAGUGAUGUUUCAUAUUAAAAUAAUCUGUAUUUGCAUUUUA